UGCGGCAGCCUCGCCUCCCGGGGUCGGGAGGGGAAGGCCGACGGCGGAGCCUCUCCCCCGAGUAGGGGCUGCUGGGGCUCAAUUGCUCGGAUUGGUGUUCCCGCAUUGCCUAGGAGCCCCUCGGCACCUGGGAACUUUUAGUUCGACCCCCUCCGGGGGGGGCAGUGAGGUGAAGGCAUGUAACAAUAACAGAGUUGGAAGGGAUCUUGGAGGUCAUCUAGUCCAACCCCCUGCUCACGCAGGAGACCUGUACUAGGGAUUCGAACCGCCGACCUUUUUGAUCGACAAGUCAGGGUACCACCUAGUCAGGGAUUAGUUACCAUUUGGAUUGGAGGCGCCAAGAAGUCUUCAGAUUAUAAACCUGAGUGGGAAAUUAAAAAAAAGAAAGAAAGAAAAUCCCAGAAGAAGGCAGGGCCAAUUGUUUCUGUACUGUUGCCAAGAAAACGUGUAAGACAUAUCCAAAAAAAUCACCAGAGGGAAGGGAGUUCAAUCUCAAGGAGUCUUAAGAAUCCACUUACUUUCAAGAGGUGUUCUAUAAAAAAGAAUUCUCGACAGUUUAUGAAACGGCGCAGAGCAUGGAGAAUGAUGAAUUUCCGUCAGAGGAUGGGAUGGAUUGGUGUGGGACUGUAUCUAAUAGCAAGUGCUGCAGCAUUUUACUAUGUCUUCGAAAUCAAUGAGACUUACAAUCGACUAGCACUGGAACACAUUCAGCAACCACCAGAGAAAUUUAAACAAGAAAUCAGCUGGAUGCAUUCCUUAAAAACACGUCUUCUCUCUGUACCCUUUUGGCUAUGGGCCAUUAUCUUUUUAAUACCUUAUUUGCAAAUGUUCUUAUUUCUUUACUCAUGUACGAGGGCUGAUCCUAAAACAGUGGGCUACUGCAUAAUUCCUAUCUGCUUGGCUGUGGUUUGCAAUCGUCAUCAAACAUUUGCAAAGGCCUCCAAUCAAAUCAGCAGACUGCAGCUUAUUGACACGUAAGGAAAUCAAUGUGGCUUGCCCUCGCUCCUUCCCCCAUGGCUGGUUUUUGAUAAGUUGAAGAUCGGUUGAAUAUCUGAAAAGAACUUGAAAUUCUUUUUCUCAACAUUAACCUCUGGACAGAGCACCCACCAACCUUCUAUUUUUUUUAACGAUGCUUUUUAACUAUGGGGGUAUUCUAUUUGGUGAAAAGUUCUUUGAAAACAGUGGGGGUAACAUUCUUCAUAUUUGCCUUACAAGCAGAAUUUCUACACUCCAUCUGAAGAUUUUAGAGUAAAUAUAUAUUUGAAACCCUAAUUCACUGUGCAUCCUUCAAAACUUCAAGUUUCCUAUAAGCAAAUUGCUGAAAAUUGAAUUUGCCUAUGUUUAUGUGUAAAUUUUGAAAUUAUUAUAAAAGUGGCAUUUGAGACAUUGUCCUUUCUCCUUUGAUGAUGUUGCACUAAAUAAAUUGGGAUUCCUUUUGCACAUGA
Molecule: messenger RNA, 1445 nt
Organism: Thamnophis elegans (Western terrestrial garter snake)
Lineage: Eukaryota; Metazoa; Chordata; Lepidosauria; Squamata; Natricidae
Gene: LYSET
Product: transmembrane protein 251
Exons: 3
Coding region: 559-978 (139 amino acids)
Source: RefSeq, a predicted model, not a curated record